Chelonus insularis is the source of this 1596-nucleotide messenger RNA. RefSeq lists its product as uncharacterized. The record is from RefSeq and is a predicted model, not a curated record. NCBI's taxonomy places the organism in Eukaryota, Metazoa, Arthropoda, Insecta, Hymenoptera, Braconidae. Bases 229 to 786 code for a protein of 185 amino acids. The transcript is spliced from 3 exons.
AAAGACGAGCGACAACAUUCUUUGACACUCACGAUUUUCUUCUGACUUGUAUAGUCGUAUAUUUUACAGUAUACAAAUCCCCUUCCUCCUUUUUACUCCCUCGACUAGUCAACCAAGAUACUUUUUGUCGCACCACCACCACAACGCCCACGAAUAUACGCCGAGCACCCUCCUUUCAACUCAGACGCUAGUUUCAUAGUCGACUACGAGAAACACACGAGGAUAGUCAUGCAAUCCAAAUUUAUACAAGUUCUACCGAGUUUUGUGCUUGUGUUUACACUGGCCAUCACAUCAGGUGAAGCCCUCAAGUGCUAUGAAUGCAUUGCCGUGGGUACUGGCACCGAUGAAUGUAAUGGCGAUAUUGUGGUGAAAUCUGGAGACAAAAAUCUAGUUGAGUGUGACUUACGAAGCAUGGAAUUUUUUCACAGUAGACUCCAGGACAAUUCUGCGUUAACUAGUAUUUCUAGUGUUUUUGCUGUUGAUUCACCGAAAACGUAUCGGUCACAGACUAAAAUGCCGAUGUCUUGUGUUAACAUUGGAAUGAAAGUUGGACCAGAGAAAGUAAUCCUGAGAACCUGCCAAACAGCACAAACAGAAACAGUGAAGCCCUGCGCGGUAAUAAGAGAUAAAAUUAAAAAAGAUUUUUCAAAUACAGUCACAGUAGACCACUGUGAAAUAUGCGAAGGAGAUAAAUGCAAUGGCUCAGGCAUCAAAUCAACUUCGUACAUUGUUACAGUACUUCCUCUCUUCAUAUCUCUUCUAGGAGUUUUUUAUCGCUCAGCGUAACAUCUUUAUAUUUAGUUUAAGCCAAAGAAACACGCGUGAAGAAUAAAAACACAAGGAUAACAUAAAGAUAAGGAAAAGAAUAGAGUUGGAAAAAGAGUGGUGAUAGAGAAGAACAGAAAGUGUAAAGGCGUACUGUCUGCUAAUUUAAGCAAUAUUUCUCGAACCUGCAGUCUACCUACUCACACUUAAGUCUAAUCAUUUAGUUCGUACUUGGCUUUGUACUUAAUUGCCGUGGCCUAAUUUUUUGCAUUAACGUUGACGCGGUAUUGAGACCGAAAAGAAUGACUAAUGUCGUAAGAAGUUAAACAAAAAUAAUUAUUGAGGUACUUGCUUUGCUCGCCUAUGACACUACAGCAUCUGUCAUGUUGUUUGGUCUAUUUUUUUGCUUAAAAAUUUUAAAUUAAUAAAUUUGCGUAUCAAAAAACAUUAGAACUUCCGAAGAAAUUUUUUUGUGUAUUGAGUUCAGCCAAGUACUCACUCGCAGACGCUGCAUAUUAUAAAUAUAUUAAGACUUAUAAAAUAUUAAUUAUGAACUAAAUGUAAUAGUUAAUAAGUACACUGAGUGGAAAGAUUAUUUUUCAAAUAAGGUGAAAUAAAUGAUAAAAUAUUAUUUUUACUUUAUCGAACAAAGUGAUUUUCUCUAAACAAUUGAUUGACAAUAGAAUUUAUUUGAAACAAUAUAACUGCUUGAUAAGUAACUAAGUAAUUAUUUAUAUUUUUUUACAUAAAAAAAUAAAUUAUUUAAUUCGAAGUAAACUCGUCUCUCAGUGUAGAAUAUUUUUAUUCGAGUAUUUUUUCUAUUUGAAUAUA